UGUUUGAUCCUGUCUUCUCUGAUUCUCCCCUUCUUCCAAUGCCCCCCUCUUAUCUCCUGAUAAGACAUAUUGUGUGGAGAUACUCUGGACAUGCUCAAUUUGGUGUUUUUUUUUCCUUGGGAGAGUGCUUGUGAUCAGCACAGGGCCAAUCAGCACUGCCCAGAGGUCAGGGGUCCUGCAUCCUCCUACAGCAGAAAGAGAGCUCCUCCUAUAAGCUUUAACCAGUGCUCUGCUAGGCACUGAUAGAAGUCACAAGACUGCUAUAUACUGCUGAUGAGAAAAGGUAUUUAGCAGUUUAUAAUU
Molecule: messenger RNA, 303 nt
Organism: Staurois parvus
Lineage: Eukaryota; Metazoa; Chordata; Amphibia; Anura; Ranidae
Source: the annotation of a GenBank genome assembly